CAAAAUACACUGGUGGCUAGAAAAAUAUAUUGUUAAAAAUUGGAUAAUAAUGUUUUUGAUUUUACUUCAAUUCAAGGAAAAUGGAGAUUGACAUAUUUAGCAAAUUCAUUAUGUUUGUUAUACAAAUUAUCAUAGAAAUCUAGUUUAUAAUGUAAUUAGAACUCGCCUCUUUAGCUCUAGAACGGCUGAAUAUUCAUAUUUCAAGGGGGUAGCAACAUAUUUUAAAGAUGGCUGUUAACUUGAUUCAGAAAAUCAAAGCCACAACAUUUUUGUAGCCACCAAUGUGUAGUGUAAUGCAGUUCGAUGUGCAUACAUAAGGCAAAUGCAAACGUAUAAUUAUUGUAUCUAUGCUAAGCUAUGCAAAUGCGGAAUCGCAACCCUAGCCAUAUAAGUCUUUCAAACGGAUAAAGUCGAACUUGGCUCCAUUAAAACUGCGAUUGUUAAUGGAGAGCAGGCUUUAGUCUGGAAACGUUUAUGGCUAAAUACACUGUGCAACAAAGUGCUGAUCAUUUUUUUAAUAAGUUCGAUAAAGUUGUGUUUGUUAUUUAAAACCUUCCUUAAGAGCAACAAUUUCCUUAGAAAAUUAAAAUAGGUUAACUGAACUGAAUAUAGAUUCGACAUUUUUUUUAUCCAGCAAAAAAUGGUUAGCUAAUUUCGAAAAAACGUAACUUACUUUCUUAAUCUGAAAAAUGUUAAACUAAUUGAAAGCUUUUUUGUUGCACAGUGUUUAAGGUUUGUGCUGAAGAAUGUGUUUUUGUUUGCGUGUCUUUGAAUUGUCUGUAUGUAUGUAUGUAAAACCUUAACUUAAAGAAUAUUUUCGAGACAGAAAUAAAACUGAUAACUAUUUUAAAUAAAGAGUAUAAAAGCAGCUUUACUUUUAAAGUUUGGUCACAAAGUGAAGAAAUGUUCCUUCAAACAGUUCUAUAUCUACUUUUGGCGGUGUUUUUCGGACCCAUCCUGGUGGCAUCCGAAGGGAUCGAGUCCUACGAGAAUUACUAUAAUGAGAUCCAUGUGGAUGAUGAGCAGGCGGAGGCCAAGACCCGAAAUGCAUUGACAUCACCACUGCAACGUUGGCCUGGAAACAAGAUAUACUACCGAAUUUCUGGGGACUACAAUGAACAAGAGGUGGCUAAUGUCCGGACAGCCAUGUCUAGUUUUGGAGAACAAACCUGUGUGCAGUUCGAGGAGAUCGAAGGAUCCCCGCCCUCGGGCAAAAAAUAUGUGUCCUUCAAGAAAUCGCCCAAUAUGUGUGGAACUAGAGUAGGCUACCAACCCUUAUCCUUUGGUCCCCACGAAGUCCUUCUAAAUGAGAAGUGCCUCACCAUGCCGGCUGUCAUCCAACACGAAACUCUCCAUUUGCUGGGACUUUUCCACGAGCAAAGUCGUCCCGAUCGCGAUCAGUAUGUGCAAAUCGACUAUGAUAAUAUCCCGAGGAAGUACUGGUCGCAAUUUAUGGCCAUGGAUCAGACGACCACAUUCGAUGUCCCAUAUGACUACGAGAGCGUUAUGCACUAUUCGAAAAAUGCCUUCGCCAAGGAUCCCUCAAAACCAACAAUUCGGGCUUUAAUCGAGGGAAAAGCUGUGGAAAGGGAAAUGGGUCAGGUGCGGGGUCCUUCCGAGGGCGAUUGGACCAAAAUUCGACUUAUGUACAAGUGCUAAGAUUGGAAAAAAUACCUGC
Messenger RNA from Drosophila suzukii, 1678 nucleotides. Its product is annotated as low choriolytic enzyme. NCBI's taxonomy places the organism in Eukaryota, Metazoa, Arthropoda, Insecta, Diptera, Drosophilidae. Gene Ontology annotation, molecular function: metalloendopeptidase activity; zinc ion binding. Gene Ontology annotation, biological process: proteolysis. The record is from RefSeq and is a predicted model, not a curated record.